Humulus lupulus (European hop) is the source of this 900-nucleotide messenger RNA. RefSeq lists its product as uncharacterized. Gene Ontology annotation, biological process: root development; shoot system development. The record is from RefSeq and is a predicted model, not a curated record. The coding region runs from base 1 to 900 and encodes 299 amino acids. NCBI's taxonomy places the organism in Eukaryota, Viridiplantae, Streptophyta, Magnoliopsida, Rosales, Cannabaceae. The transcript has a single exon.
AUGGCAAAUCAGCCUUCAAGGUCCAUAAGUUUACCUUCCCGGGAACACCCUUGUUCUGUCAGAAUAGAAGCCUUGUUAAACCACCUCAAAACAUUCCAAUCUUCACCAAUAUCAGUUGUUCCUUAUGAAUUUGAAACCAUUCAAGCUAGCCUGGUUGGCUUAGCAGAGUUGUAUAGCUGUGUGGAGGAACUCAUCGCCUCUCCGAGCACCCAACAAGCUCUCUUGCCCUCCACCAAACAUGGCAAAGUGGUGGAACAAGCCUUGGAGGGUUCAAUCACAUUGCUUGACACAUGCAACAUAGCAAGGGACAUAAUGCUAACCAUGAAAGAACAAGUUCAGACACUUCAAUCAGCUUUGCGCCGAAAAGGCAGAGAUUCAAGCAUUGAAACUAGUAUCCACACUUAUCUUUGCUUCAGAAAGAAGGCAAAGAAAGACAUUGCCAAAUGCCUAGGAGGGUUGAAGAGAAUGGAAACCAAAGCCACUGCCUCACAACAACAACAACAACAACAAGGCUUAGUAGAACUAUCUAUGGUUGAGAAAACUCUAAGAGAAACAAGCUCCAUCACCAUCUCCAUUUUCAGGCUUCUUCUCAAGUUCAUUAUGGCUAUGCCAACAACACCAAGUGCCAUGGCCAGUGGUUGGUCACUGAUUUCCAAGAUGGUGAGAAUGAAAUCAUUGUCAUAUGAGAAAGAAGAGACCAAUACUGUGAAUUUGGUGGAAGGUGUUGAUGUUUGCCUUCAUUCUCUUAUGGGAAACAUACAAAGCAAUGGAUUGGAAAUGAGUCAGAGGAUGCUGCAGGCUCUGGAUUCUAGCAGUGAAGGCAUUUUGGCUGGAUUGAAUAGCAUGUUUAGAUGUUUGGUCCAAAAUAGAGUGUCUUUACUUAACAUCAUCACUCAAUAA